This is a messenger RNA of Effrenium voratum, 1759 nucleotides long. NCBI's taxonomy places the organism in Eukaryota, Dinophyceae, Suessiales, Symbiodiniaceae. The record is from the annotation of a GenBank genome assembly.
AUUGAAGUUAGAGAGCUCUGAUGGCGCGUGUGAGGCUGGUCCAUGUGCGCGACGUGGCACGUCUGACUCGACACCUCCUGGAGGUGUCACCUGAGAUGGACUACCACCUGGCAGUGGACCGAGGCGACGUCACACAGAAGUCCUUGAUCCAAGCAGUGGCGAAGCAGUUUCAGUUGCCCUACGAGCCUGCUUCUGUGACGGUCGCAGAGGCGGUCUUAGCGGAGAUGGCAGACAUCCUCACCAUGAACUUGCGCAUGGAGCCGAGUCCGAUCAUGGAGGUUCCGUGGCAGCCGCCCCCAGAGGAGGAUCCCGAAGCAGAGAGGAAGGAGCGAGAGGCCAAGGAAGCCGAGGCGGCGAGAGAAGCUUCCAAGUCCUCCUUGCUCAUCCCUGAGGCGAAGAAGAAGCUGCGCCCGGGCUCAGCGGCGUCGAGCACGCCGCCCCCACCGCCCCCGGAGGAGCUGGAGGUGAAAGAGGAUGAGCCAGGGCCACAGCUGGACGUGACCCCUGGCUUCCGGUGGUGGAGCGAGGCUGGGAUUGUGGAGAACAUUGCUCAGGUCGCCACGGAGUUCCUCCGCUGGCGCCAGCUGGUGCCGGUGAAGCUUUGUGUGGCUGGACCUCCUAGCAGUGGCAGCUUGCAGCUUUGCCACCAGCUGGCGGAGAAGUACCGCCUGCCAGCCGUGGUGCUGGAGGAGGUUGUGCAGGAUUUCGCCGGCCGGGACUCGCCUUUGGGGCUGCAGCUGAAAGAGCAGUUGGACCUGGUCGCCGCGAACGCCGCCAACCCAAAGAGCCAGGGGCCCUUCACCCUGCCGGGACCUUUGCUGGCGCAAGUUAUGGCAGCAGCCAUGGCAGAGAAGCCAGGCUUACAUCGGGGCUGGGUCAUUGGCGGUUUCCCGAUGACGACAGAGGAGGCAGUCAACUUCUUUGCCGACAUGCCCGUCCCAGCGGAGCCGCCCAAGAAGGGCAAGGAGGCGGAGCUCGUCCUAGACGACUUAAAGUUUAAGGAGCACAUGGCGCCGGAUCUGCUGGUGGUGGUGCAAAGCGCGGAGGAGGUCUGCCAAGCUCGGGCUAAUGCAUCGGAGAGCAAGCCCUACGUGGAGAAGGAGUUUGUAGCCACCAUGGACCAGUGGAAGAAGGACAAGGACGCGCUGCCGGAGCUCUUCGGCAAGAUGGGCGCUGAGCCUGUCACCGUGAGCGCGGACCUUGCGGCGGAGGCGGAGAGGCAAAAGCACGAGGCGGAUGUGAAGGCGGCAGAGGAGGAGGAGCGGGAAGUGCCGCCCCUGGAUGAGAGUGACCUGGUGGUUCUUGCAUCCAGCAGCUGGUCCUGGCUAGAGGGCGCCACUGCCAAGGUCUCCUCAGCUUUGGAGGGGCGGCGCCCCGUCUUCAACUUUCUGGCUCCCACGGUGGAGUCCCCCGAGCCGUCCAAGGUGGAGUCUGUGGUGGAGGAGGUGGUCAACGAAGCCCCCAAUGAGGAGAAGCUACGCGCGGAGCAGCGGGUGGAACACGUGAAGAAGGAGGAGUUGGCUCGCCUGGAGAAGCACUCAGAGCCUUUGAGGCUUUAUCUCAUGAAGUUCGUGGUACCUGCGUUGACCGGAGCGCUGGUGGAAGUCUGCCACGAGCAGCCGGAGGAUCCCGUGGGGUAUUUGGCAGAGUACCUCGCCCUCUAUGCCGAGGUCUCCAAAGAGCGGCGGGCGGAGUCCAGGUGAGCAACCUGAGCGGCGCAGCUGUUUCACCCUGUCGGAGUUGGGUGCGAUCAAAAGCC